Caenorhabditis elegans is the source of this 3575-nucleotide messenger RNA. It is a transcript of the gene Y48G1C.5, whose product is annotated as Tyrosine-protein phosphatase domain-containing protein. The coding region runs from base 46 to 3531 and encodes 1161 amino acids. Lineage: Eukaryota; Metazoa; Nematoda; Chromadorea; Rhabditida; Rhabditidae. The record is from RefSeq and is marked reviewed. Gene Ontology annotation, molecular function: protein tyrosine phosphatase activity; hydrolase activity; protein tyrosine/serine/threonine phosphatase activity. The transcript has 12 exons.
GAUUCAAAAACCGUCGAUCAAAGGGAAGUUUCAUAAUACUUUGCAAUGAGAAUCAAAAUAAUAAUCGUUUUGAUAAUUAUAACGGUUAAUCGUGUUGUCAAUUCGGAUACUUUCGAAGAAGAAUCCAGUUUCUUUAAUGUGAUGUCAUUAGAUCCACGUUCCAAACGUGAAGCUAAAGAUGACAACUUGAUAACUGCCGUUGAGCGAUUACAAUUCGCCUCACGAUUGAUCAAUGCAAUGUACCUACAACAAGAAUUGACAAAAGGAACCAUUCCAUCAAUGAAUUUAACUUUGGAUUUGUUCAAAUACGAUUUCUCAAUGGAUCAACUGAAUGCAAUUGACUACAGUUCGCUGGAAUCUAAACUGAUAGCGCUUAAAGAACUACAAUCGAAUAUCGGCGACGAUGUUGAGGCAGAUCAAUUCUUCACAACUGUCAAAAGUGUUGUCCACGUGGCUCAUGAUAUUGGAGAUCUCAAGAAGUGGCCAGACGAGACUAAUUUCAAGGCAGACAUGAAAGACAUUACAGACAGUUUUUCAUCAGUUACAACCCUUUCCGAAAAGCUAUCAGUAUGGAGCAACUCGUACACAGAGAUUGAAGCGUUCACUAGUUUCACCGAUAUUCCCAAAUCCCAUUCUGCGUUAAACGAUUUGUUGAAAAAAUCCCAAGAUUUUUUGAACAUAGUGGAGAAUCCGAAGAUUACGUUGCAUGGCUUCAAAAACAAUAAUUCUGCUGCUUCUUUCUUUGUAUUAUGGCCAAAAGUUCGUGAUGUGAUGAACUUUAUUUCAUCCUUCAAGAUUGUAGACAUCAAUCGGGGACUAAGAAAGCUAGAAGAACACAUGGCAUCUAUCCGGAAUGCAUUUCCAAAUCAAGAAUCGAAGAUCCAUCUUCAAACCAUCGAAUCCAUCGGGCAGUCCCUGCGAACCAAGAAGUACACAGUUGGUCUACCGAAUGGAGCAAUUGAUAUUGGAGCACUAAACUCUCAAUUGGCAACCGACGCUUGGGCCCGAGAAACUACUGAUCACAUGAUUUUUCUCCGGGAACUUGAGACGAUUUGGUUGUUGGGAGAAGAAGUGCGGAAUGUGGAGCGUUUGUUGAGAAAAGAUAGAUUUUCUACUAUUUCUCAAUUAUUCAAUACUAUCGAACGACUUGAUAUCCAGUCUUUGAAUGUUCUUGUCGAUGAGGCGAAGGUUAUUGCCCAAUGCGCCAAAUCUACUCUAACUACCGCCCCCGACUUCACGAAUCUGGAGGAACUAUCUAAAAUUGCAUCGAACAUUGACACCGAAUUGGAACAAUCGAAAUCGAUAUUGAAAAGUGUGAUGAAUCAACUUGUUGAAAGCAAAUCAGGACACGCAGAAGUGCUCACUGUUUGCAAGGAUAUGAACAAUAGCAAUUGGACAACCGCUGAGCCAUGCUUUAAUGGAGUGAAAAAAAUGACCGGCUUGUCGCUGACCAUGAGUAGAAUGACGGCAAACGCUACUUUCUUGAAUCCGAAUCUUUUGAAAACACUAGAAAAACGUGCUAUUGAAAAAAUCAAUGACUCUCGAUCUGAUAUUGCUCAAUUUCUCGACGUACUGAGCUGUCUUCAAUCCAACAAAGAAUUGGACAAAAUUCAAAAGAACCUGUCAGAUUUGAAUUCGUUCCGAGCAGAUCAAAAAUUCCCGCCGAUAGUCACUGCCGUCGAAGAUGCUCUGAUCUCAGUUUCAAGCCUCAAUAGUGGUCUGAAAUCUCUGGCGCUGUACUUUAGCAAGCGCCGCAAAUUUGCUUCGGAUAAAACAUCCCAGUUUCCAAACGCCGCUGAACACACUAAUUCCAUUGGCCCAGCGGCACAAGAAAUUGCUCGACUGGAGGACGUGCUCCGAGAAAGAGCAAAUGUGGAUAUUAUCAAGAACCAUGCACAAAUUGUGCAACGAGAGUUGGCAGCGAGUGGAGCCACUUUGGCACAGGACGAUAAGGAUAAUCUGGAGAAGCUGGUGGCGCUUGGAGCAUCUUUGGAUGUGAUGUUUGUUCAGCUAGAUGCAUGGAAGAGUGGAAUUAAAAAGUCUGAUUCCACAAAAUUUGUAGACUAUGGUUAUGUUUUCACGGAAGCUAAGAAGGUUGAUUGGGCUAAUCUUGGUGGUCUUAUGGGCUUGGAAAAAUCGUUGGAAAAACUGGUAGAACUUGUGAAGGAUGUUGGCAAUAAGAAGUCGCUCGGUGAAGUUCAGGAUGCUCUGAAGAGCUUGGAUGAUGGUGGACUGGAGUUUUCAAGUUUUCAAAACAGACUUGAUGAACCGAAAAAGGCUCUUGCUGCUCUUGACUUGUUUUUUUCAAAUUUAUUCAAGCCUCUGCCGACUGCAAUUCUCCCACCGCCAGAUCUUGGAAAUUCUGAAAAGAAUGGUCCACCACCACAAACACACGGACAAUAUGUAAUUUUGGCUCUGAUCGUCAUUGUCAUAAUUUGUGCAAUAAUUGCUUACUUUUGCUUAACCCCGAACGGCUACAAAAUACUCGACUCGGAAGAAAAAGAGAAACUGUACCCGCCAAAUCAGAUGAUCAGUCGUGUGGAUGUGAAUGAGACACGUUUUUCAAACUUCCUCAAGACAUUCAACACGCAAAUUUCGGAUUUCGUUACUAGAAAAAGAAAUUGUACUUCAGUAUUUGAGAAUGUUCCAAAUAACCUAGAAAUUACGGGAGACGAUUUUGCCCAGUUUUGCGGCUUACAGGGAGGUAAUCACUGUCAAUGUGAUCCGGUGUCAUAUGAGUCUUCGAAAAAGAAUGGCCAGGGAGAAUCAUCACAUGUUGUUGAAUUGGAUAACGGCUUGAAGUUUGUGUUGAUGCCUGCUCCGCAGUUGCCUGUUGAUAAGAAAAGCUCCGAUAUUUUGGCGAUUGCCGCAUUUUGGGAGUCAGUGAAGCUGAAUAAACCAAGCACAAUUGUGAUGUUGUGCGAUUUCGCGGAAAUAGAUCACUUUAUUGGAGCUAAUAAGGUGAACUGUGAUAGGUACUUUCCCACUGAACUCGACGAAAAACUAAUUUUGGCGGACUUAACAAUCACUUGCACGAAGAGUAUCUCGAAGCCUUUGUUGAAGACUAGACAAUUGUUGCUAACAUUUGGAAAGAAGCGUACUCAAGAGGUGACUCAUUACCAGUAUACCGGAUGGCCGGAGCAUAUGGGACCGAAAGAUGCCGAGGAGAUUAGGUAUUUGUUGAAACUAGUGACAGACAGCGAGAGACCGGUUUUUGUCGUAUGCAAUACUGGUGGUGGACGAUCGGCAGCGUUUGUUCUCAUCGAGAGCCUCUUCCAAGCGAUCAAUACAAGUGAAACUGGAGAAAUCAAUUAUCGGAGUCUGAUUGAACAAACGAGAUCAAAGAGAAAAUGUGCUGCACCGGAUCCAAUUUAUUUGGCAUUUGCAUUUUACACGACUCUCACUCUUUUCUAUCCAGCAAACGCACAUGAUGAUGCUUAUGUGACUCAAAUUUGUCGAAUGUAUUUUGAUGCAAAUGAAGGUCUUAAGAAAAAAUCGAAGGCGGCCGUGAAGAGUGAGAAGAAAACUUGAACUUUGUGAGGGACCCCAAUAUUGAUAAAGAAUUUACUAUGAAC